Toxorhynchites rutilus septentrionalis is the source of this 2132-nucleotide messenger RNA. Its product is annotated as zinc finger protein 501-like. The transcript is spliced from 18 exons. Bases 116 to 1930 code for a protein of 604 amino acids. Gene Ontology annotation, cellular component: nucleus. NCBI's taxonomy places the organism in Eukaryota, Metazoa, Arthropoda, Insecta, Diptera, Culicidae. Gene Ontology annotation, molecular function: RNA polymerase II cis-regulatory region sequence-specific DNA binding; DNA-binding transcription activator activity, RNA polymerase II-specific. Gene Ontology annotation, biological process: regulation of transcription by RNA polymerase II. The record is from RefSeq and is a predicted model, not a curated record.
AGUCUAAUUAUAUUUUGUAAACAAUCCACUCAACGAGCACAUUUGAUAUUUGUCGUGCUCGAGAUGAUGGUUGCUAACUUAUAAUUGUACAGUUUUGUGCUUCAAAUUCCUUAGAAUGAAAGAAAAUCGCUGCAGCAGUGAGAUGGCGAUUGUUAGAAACAAUUUAGAACAAUGCAGCUUCUGCUUUGAUGUGCGCAACGGGGAAUUUCAACACGCACUGGUCCCCACUCACCUUCCACAGCAGAAGCUAGAGAUUGUGCUGCAGAAAUUUAGCGGUUUCACUUCCCAGUUAAGCAGCUAUCCUACGUGCGACAAAUGCCGUCAAGAAUUCAUAAGCCUCCAUAACGUUCCCGAGAGCUGCUUCCAAAUUAUUCCCAGCGCCGAACCGACUGACAUUAAGAUGGAACCAGAGUUAAUGAUUGAUGAUCACAAGCCGUGGGGAAAUGAUAACGUUGAUGAGACAGAGCCAACAGCGGACUUUGGGCCUAUCGAACAGGAAACCAAAAUUCAAAUCAAGGAAGAAAACGGAGAGCUAUUUUUUAUCAACGAAAUGGACGAACAAGAUGACAAUGCAUCAACGGCAGAAAAAUCGUUCCGUUGUGAAAAGUGUGAAAAACCAUUUCGCACAAAAAUCGGACUUCAAGAGCACCUUCGCAUUCAUACGGGUGAAUGUCCCUAUUCUUGUCCACAUUGCCCGAAAACGUUUAAGGAUCGUACUGGGCUUCAAAUGCACCUUCGAAUCCAUACAGAUGAACGUCCCUUUCCCUGUCCAUAUUGUUCGAAAGCGUCAAAGACUUCUGCAGCACUCCAAACGCACAUUCGAACUCAUACUGGUGAACUUCCAUUUUCUUGUCCACAUUGUCCGAGGACCUUUAACCAAGGUUCGGCGCUCAGACUGCACAUUCGAACUCAUUCGGAUGAGCGUGCCUUUCCUUGUCCGCAUUGUCCGAAAGCGUUUAAGAUUGCUUCAACACUCCGACUGCACAUUCGAACUCAUACGGGUGAACUUCCAUUUUCUUGUCCCUACUGUCCGAAGACGUUUAGGCAGCGUUCGGGGCUCAACGUGCACAUUCGAAAUCAUACCGGUGAACUUCCAUUUUCUUGUCCCUACUGUCCGAAGACAUUUAGACAGCGUCCGGGGCUCAAAGUGCACAUUCGAAAUCAUACUGAUGAGCGGCCCUACCCUUGUCCACAUUGUCCGAAAGCGUGUAAGACAUCUUCAGCACUUCAAGACCACAUUCGAACUCAUACGGGUGAACGUCCCUACUCUUGUUCACAUUGUCCGAAAUCGUUCAAGAAGGCUUCAAGCCUCCAACAACACAUUCUAACUCAUACAGGUGAACGUCCUUACUCUUGUCCACAUUGUCCGAAAGCGUUUACGAUGUCUUCAACACUAAAAGUGCACAUUCGAACUCAUACGGGUGAACGUCCCUAUUCUUGUCCACAUUGCCCGAAAGUGUUCAAGAAGGCUGCGUCGCUUCAAAUACACAUUCGAGUUCAUACGGGUGAACGUCCUUAUCCUUGUCCACAUUGUCCGAGUGCGUUUAGGAAUUCUCCAGGACUUCAAGAACACAUUCGAACUCAUACGGGUGAACGUCCCUACUCUUGUUCACAUUGUCCGAAGUCGUUCAAGCAAGCUUCAAACCUCCAGCAACACAUUCUAACUCAUACAGGUGAACGUCCUUACUCUUGUCCACAUUGUCCGAAAGCGUUUAGGAUUUCUUCAACGCUAAAAGUGCACAUUCGAACUCAUACGGGUGAACUUCCAUUUUCUUGUACACAUUGUACGAAGAUGUUUAGACAAAGAACGGCGCUCAACCAGCACAUUCGAAUUCAUACGGGUGAACGCCCCUAUUCAUGUCCACUUUGUCCGAAAGCGUUUAAUCAAACUGGGACACUCCAACAACACAUUCGGUUACAUACCAAGUAGAAGCGAGGCUACUAACCAGUCCCAUCGCCUCAUCAUGCUAGAUCAGUUCGAUGAACAGGUGGCUCGGAUCAACAAUCCCUGUUGACCGUCAAGGUAGGGAUAACUGAAUGCUGAAGGUUUUCUUUGUCAUUGAAUGCUGUUAACAAAUAAUCAUGAGGCGAAACUUUACAAAAAUACACUAAAAAAUAAAAAUUUAAAACAA